UAAUUAUCGAUCUUGGUUGACGGAAGUAGUGAAGAUACAAUACAUGAACGUGUAUCCCAGUGUCUUUUGAUGGAAAUUAAAUUUAAAUUUUAUCGAAAAUGCCACUGUUUGGAAGAAAGAGUGAUGGAGAUAAGAAAGAAAAAGGAAAGGACAAUGAUAUAAGGAAGAAAUAUGAUUUAAAAGAUAGGCUUGGAACAGGGGCAUUUUCAGAGGUAUUUUUGGCAGAGGACAAAACCGAUCCCGGUAAAUUUGUGGCUGUGAAAUGUAUUGAUCGUUUAGGAAUUGUUGGAAAAGAAGAAUCCCUCAACAAUGAAAUAGAAGUUUUAAGAAGAUUAAAUCACCCAAACAUUGUGAGAUUAACAGAUGUAUUUGAGGACAAGAAAUAUGUUUACCUAGUCAUGGAACUUGUCACUGGUGGCGAGUUAUUUGAUCGUAUUGUAGAGAAAGGAAGCUACACAGAACGUGACGCUAGUCUUCUUAUAAAACAGGUUUUGGAGGCAGUUGAUUAUAUGCAUGAUAAAGGCAUUGUACAUCGAGAUCUAAAGCCAGAGAAUUUGCUGUAUUAUAGUAAUGAUGAGUCUUCAAAGAUUAUGAUCAGCGACUUUGGAUUGUCAAAGAUUGAAGAUUCAGGUACUAUGGCAACAGCAUGUGGAACACCUGGCUAUGUUGCACCUGAAGUUCUAGCUCAACAGCCUUAUGGAAAAGAAGUGGAUUGUUGGUCUAUAGGUGUUAUAGCUUAUAUUUUGUUAUGUGGUUAUCCACCUUUCUAUGAUGAAAAUGAUGCAGCACUGUUCCAGCAGAUUCUCAAGGCAGAGUUCGAGUUUGAUUCUCCAUACUGGGAUGAUAUAUCUCAAUCAGCCAAAGAGUUUAUUCGUAAGUUGAUGUGUAAGGAUCCAAAGAAAAGACUAAGCUGCAAAGAAGCUAUUGCCUUUCCUUGGAUAUCUGGUAAUACUGCCCUGGAUAAGGAUAUCCAUGCCUCAGUCAGUGCACAGAUGCAGAAGAAUUUUAUAAAAAGUAAAUGGAAGAGAGCUUUCAAUGCCACAGCUGUUAUCAGACAGAUGCGGAAACUUGCAAUGCACAAGGAGGAUCAAAAUAACAAGAAGAUACAUGAAUAAGACUGUGUUAAGAACUUUAUUCCAGUUGCCUAUGAAAGAUCAAAACAUUUAGAGAAGCAGUCAGCCAAGUUUAGUCUGGUUCCAGGACUGUUUUUCUGUGCAAAGCAUAGAACAAGUCUGUUUGGUUGGACUGGUUUAUAGAGUUUCACAGUCUGGAUUUUGCAAGUAAAGCUGUUUUAACAGCAGUUUUAUAUUGGUCAGACCUAAGUAUGCAUUAUUUGAUGCAUUUCUCAGUAUGCAAAGUUUGUAAAAGGGAAAUUCAUGCAUUUUUAAUGCCUAUUUCAUAUUUAAUACAAAGUAAUUAGUGAAGUUGUAAUUGUUUACGUUUGAAAGUUACUUCAUGUGUAAUCAAAAUUUGUUUAAAACUGUAGAUCAUUUAAUUUUCUAUAGAGUUUAUUUAGCUAAAGAGAUACCUUUUACAUAAAUUUUGAAACUGUAUUGCCAAACUUUGAGAGUGCAUAAUCAUUAUAAUAUAAAGCAUAAUAUAGAGUAAGGGAAUCUUGAAGUAAGUGUUUAGGAAAAGCAGAUAUCAUAGAAAUCAUAUCUUGAUGAUGAAUCAAAUCAUUUUUCUAACAUUGAAAGUUCAUGUGCCUAUGAAGUUUAAAGAAAGCUCUUCUCUUCCAUAAAUGUUUUCACAGUCCAGCAUCAAAUUUUACAUCAAGGGCCAAAGCUAACAGUUUUCUGCCAUAGAUUUGAACUAUAGUUUGAGAAGAUGGGUUAACUUGCUGAAAAUGAGUGGUUUAUUACAUGUGCAAGUUAAAUUUUAAUUUAGUUUUUGAUAAAUAUGUAUGAAACAGUUUGUGAUUUGUUGCCUUAAUAUUACAGAUAUGACAGGUUGUAGCUGGUUUAGGGUUUUUGGGGUGUUUCGUGGUCUGUUAUGAAGUAUAGAGACAAAAGAUUUGUUUUUCAAAUAAAAAAAUACGUAUGCAUACUUUUAAUCACAGGUUUCAAGAUUAAGGGAAAAUUUAUUCUUUGAGAUCAGAUGUUUAGGAAACCAGCUUACUCCUAUGUAAAACAGUAUGAAAAUAUUUUGUAAAUAAACAUGAAUGUUCAACAUGUUUUAAUGUCAGGUACGUGCAAAAUAAUCUUUGUACGGAAAUGACAAAUUAUAUCAAAUACAUAUAUUUGGCCAUUUAUAUUGCCUGUAAGGGUGUUUGUUUUGUUAUCACUUUGACAAAAAUCUCAGAAUUUACUGCUUAUGUUAAAAUGUUAGUAAAGCUUGGAUAUUUUGUGCUUUUGUUUGCUAAUAAUAAGUAAUGUUGUGCUGCAUAUAUUAGAUACUUUGUUACAGGGUAUAUGAGCUUUAUUAGCCCACCUUA
This is a messenger RNA of Mercenaria mercenaria, 2434 nucleotides long. Its product is annotated as calcium/calmodulin-dependent protein kinase type 1-like. Bases 99 to 1115 code for a protein of 338 amino acids. Lineage: Eukaryota; Metazoa; Mollusca; Bivalvia; Venerida; Veneridae. Gene Ontology annotation, biological process: protein phosphorylation. The record is from RefSeq and is a predicted model, not a curated record. Gene Ontology annotation, molecular function: ATP binding; calmodulin binding; calcium/calmodulin-dependent protein kinase activity. The transcript has 9 exons.